Messenger RNA from Opisthorchis viverrini, 195 nucleotides. RefSeq lists its product as hypothetical. The transcript has a single exon. The coding region runs from base 1 to 195 and encodes 64 amino acids. The record is from RefSeq and is a predicted model, not a curated record. Lineage: Eukaryota; Metazoa; Platyhelminthes; Trematoda; Opisthorchiida; Opisthorchiidae.
AUGCAUUUGAGUCAUAGAUGUAAACAACUGCCCGUCUCAGUUUCUCGAGCAUCGCGACGUCUACAUCAGUGUUCUGAAUGUUCAUAUUUGGGAAGAUCCUCGCUGUCCCAGUCAAUCAUGUUACACAUACCACCAGAAAGUAGAUCUUCCCCUGCGUCCGAGGAACAGACGCUCAUGAUCGAGAGUCGAGCCUAG